AUGCUUGGAAUUGUGAAAAAGUCUUUGAAAUUUAGAAACGAUAAGAAUGGUCUCUUUCUGAAAAUUCAUCACACAAUUGAAACCGAUAAUAGUGAAAAGGUGAAAUUCUCUUUUACAUUGAUAGACGUUUCGAGAUGCAGCAAAUUUUUUGCCGCAAUUGAUGAAGGUGACAAUGCAUUUGUUUUUCAUUUAAGUGAAAAAUGCUUUUGGCAGCUGGCAAACUUUAACAUCCAUGAUUGUUCCGCCCUUAAAUUUAUUCCCCUACAAGAUAGCAACAUACUCGUUGGCAAUAAAUCGGGAUUUAUGUACGAGAUUGACAUAAAUAGUGGAACAACGUUACGCUGCAUCAAAGUAUUUUCCAUUCCAAUUAAUCAAUUUUUGUUUCAACGUCCCGAUAUGAAAACUAUCAUGGCACUGUCGAGUCAACAAAUUAAGAUUUACGAUCUAGAAAACUUUGUGAAGAAAAGCGAUUUCAUUCCGAAAGAUGAAGCAGAGAUAAAAUUUGUUGAGCAGAUACCACACGACAACAGACUGUUUGUCAUUCUUCAUCACAACAUUAUUUGCAUUUUAAACAGUUCAUUGAAGCACAUUCGACAUUUUGAGCCUUUAAAAGCUCGAAAACAUUAUUUAAAAAAUCCUCGUAACAAGAUUGAGAAAUUGAAUUAUUCAGACGAUGAAGCAAAGUCAGACCAUGAAACGGAUAUGGAUAAAAUAAUCAAUUCUAUAACUAGAGAUUACUCGAAUGGUUAUCUUCACUCUGUUUGUUUUACUCAGAAUGGAAGCAGUUUUUGUUUGAGCUUAAUGGACAAUAGCUUGAUGUUCUGCUCUACGUCUAUGUGGGAAUGUCGUCGAAUAAUCAAAUUUCCUGACUUUUUUAUCAAACGAUUUGAUUACAUCCCCUCACAUGAAAAUAAUCCUAACAUGUUGUUGACUUUAACUUCAAAUGACGAACUUAUGCUGCUGAACUUAAAAACUGUAAAUUCGAAAAUGUUAUCAAAUUCUAACAGCAUCAAAAAGUUCCUUCUUUCAACAAACAGAAAACUUUUAAUUAGCAUUCAGCACACAGGAGAAAUUUUAGUGUAUAAUUUUGAACGUUUUUUCGGUGCUUCAGUUGAAUUCGAUAUUUUUAGCAAGGAAGAAAUAUUUACAAGAACUAACUCAAGGGCUAUAAAACAUGAAGAUAAAAGCAAUGAAAGGAAUGUGGGAUUGGAUGAAAUACAAAUAAAGGUAAUUGAAAGUAGGGCAAAUAAAGAUAUUGAAUCGGAGAAUCUUUAA
Clunio marinus is the source of this 1275-nucleotide messenger RNA. NCBI's taxonomy places the organism in Eukaryota, Metazoa, Arthropoda, Insecta, Diptera, Chironomidae. The record is from the annotation of a GenBank genome assembly.